Molecule: messenger RNA, 1053 nt
Organism: Hyaloperonospora brassicae
Lineage: Eukaryota; Oomycota; Peronosporomycetes; Peronosporales; Peronosporaceae
Source: the annotation of a GenBank genome assembly
AUGACGAGAAGCUUCUUCCUUCUUGUGCUCACGCCUGUCGUCGUUGCUAGCGGCGACGCUUUGCUGGAUCACACGGCCGGCAUACGACCCGACUUUGCAUCCUCGGAUCAAGAUCAAGUAAUUGAGUCUAACGUGACCGGCACGUUGGCAUUUCGAUCAACCGAAGGAACGACUAAUGCUGCCAGUGAUGAGAGAAUGCUGCAUUCUUUCGAAUCGUCAGCAGAAACGAUUGGAGCCCUUGCGAGCGGGAGUGAAAGCUGGAUUCCACAGAUAGAGGAGGGGAUUCCCUGGAGGGAGCUACUGAUCAAUGCAGCAUCCGAUGCUGAACGUGCCUGGGAGAAUUAUGCGACAGCCUGGAGAGACAAGAAUAGUGGCUUGAGUAAAUCGGUGGCUGACUGGAGGAUGGAUCUCGACGAUGCUAUAAGGGCAGAGGAUGAUGCUUGGGUGGAGUAUGAGGCUGACUGUGCGAAGGCGGAGGCCACCUAUCGUAAACUGCAUGAAGUGUGGGGGAAGAAGAGAGCAGCCCGAAAAAAGCGUCAAGCAGCUUGGAAUAAGUUCAACGCAGCAUCAAAGAGCAAGAGGUUACCUGGAGCUGCCUGGGCAAAGGACCCGGUUGCCUACAGGAAACGAUCACAGGCUUGGAAGAUCAAGAUGAACGCUUGGAAAAAAGACAAGGCUGUGCGGAAAGCGGACAUAGCUUAUCGACAAAGUAGCAUGGCAAACGUGAAGGUUGAAGCUGUUCGUCGGAUGAUCGAUGCGUUGGUAAGGGAGAUCAAGACGUACCUGAGGGAAUUCGAGGACCUGGAGGCAAUGGGUGUUACGGUGGAGGGCUACCAAAAACGAUUCGAUUUGGACCCGUUGAUCGUGAAUCAGUAUGUUGGCGGCGAAGUCACUCGCGAGAUUCUUUACCGUAAUGGGCCGGCGUACACGAAGUAUUUGUGUUACAAGAUAUUCAUCGAGAGUGGGAAGGAUGCGCUACUGCUCUUACCCUAUCAGUUGCUUUCAUCAAUGAGUCGGCAGGUGUAUCGAAGUUCGCGGGCAAGCCAUCGAUAG